AAUAGCGAAGUCGAUGGGUGCCGAUGGCGACUCUACCCACCGCCCCUCGGCGCCUCAGUCACCGUCUCUCCCCGCUCCGUAAAGUCCCUUUUUUGAGCCAAACAAUCAAAAAAUCUCCUCUCUCUCUCGCCGACGCUGUGAGAGAUCCGAUCUCACCGCCAUGGCGCGGUCUCCUCCCAGAUCCCGCUUUGAUCCGCUACUCUUCGUCGUCGCCGCCCUCGCUUCGAUCUUAUCGUCCUCGGCGGAGAUCAAGAACCUUAAGAUCUCCUCGGACUCCCGGCCGAUCAUCCUCUUCGAGAAGUUCGGCUUCACCCCCCGCGGCGAGGUGAACAUCACCGUCUCCGACGUCUUUGUCUCUUCCACCCUCGCCACCCCCGAUCCUGCCCUCCUCGGCUUCUUACUCCUCGCCGACGAGAGUCUCAUCCAGGCCGCCUACGACUCGCAGCACAAGCGCAGCGCUAACUCCAACCCUAACCCUAACGGCAGAUGCAUCCUCGACAGCACCUACGUCAUCCGCCUGUUCACCUUAGCCGAGAUCUCCCGACAGUCCGCCUCCUUGAACCGCUCGUUCCCUAUCACACGCCCGGAUGAGUACAGCCUCUUCUUCGCCAAUUGCGCCCCUGAGACCUCGGUCUCUAUGUCCGUUCGCACCGAGAUGUACAAUGGCCGCUCCGACGGCUCUCGCGACUACCUAUCAGUCGGUCAGUCCCCCGUCCCCUCCUUGUACGCCUUCUUCGCCAUAGUCUAUGUCGCUUUCUUCGCCUUCUGGAUCUACGUCACCCUCUUCCAAAACCGCCUUGCUGCCCAAACGAUCCACCAUCUCAUGGCCGGUCUCCUCCUCACCAAGGCACUCAAUCUUGUUUUCGCUGCUGAGGACCAGCACUACAUCCGCCAAACCGGAACGCCCCAUGGGUGGGACGUCCUCUUCUACAUCUUCCAGUUCCUGAAAGGCGUGCUCUUGUUCACGGUCAUUGUCCUCAUUGGCACCGGAUGGUCCUUCCUGAAGCCCUUCCUGCAGGAGCGAGAGAAGAAGGUGCUCAUCAUUGUGAUUCCUCUCCAGGUGAUAGCCAAUAUCGCCUCCAUUGUGAUCGGCGAGACUGGUCCUUUCAUCCAGAAUUGGGUCACCUGGAAUCAGGUCUUCCUCCUCAUCGACGUUGUUUGCUGCUGCGCCAUCCUCUUCCCAAUCAUCUGGUCAAUCAGAUCUCUGCGUGAGACUUCAAAGACCGAUGGGAAAGCUGCGAAAAACCUUGCCAAGCUCACUCUUUUCCGGCAGUUCUACAUCGUGGUGAUUGGGUAUCUGUACUUCACCAGGAUUGUGGUUUAUGCGCUCAGGACAAUAGCAUCUUACAAGUAUCAGUGGGUCAGCGUGGCAACUGAGGAGACAGCAAGCCUUGCCUUCUAUGUGUUCAUGUUUUAUAUGUUUAGGCCGGCAGAGAAGAACCAGUACUUCAUGCUUGACGAUGAUCAAGAAGAGGCUGCAGAGAUGGUGCUCCGUGAAGAAGAGUUUGAGCUUUGAGUGAUCCUGAAUCCAGUCAUAUGCUCUUUUCCCUGUGUUAUUUCUAUCCCAAUCAAGUGCUUAAUGUUGAUACUCUGGUAAUUCUUGUGCCCUUUCUACAGUCUAAUUAGAAUUUUGCUGUUCUACUUAUGAUCUAAUUAUUUCUUGAUUUUUCCUUCUGCAUCAGAAUUUACUUGUACUACUAUAUCUUUAAUGGUUAUGUCUCUCAUUUGUAGUA
Molecule: messenger RNA, 1733 nt
Organism: Zingiber officinale
Lineage: Eukaryota; Viridiplantae; Streptophyta; Magnoliopsida; Zingiberales; Zingiberaceae
Product: protein CANDIDATE G-PROTEIN COUPLED RECEPTOR 7-like
Exons: 1
Coding region: 161-1516 (451 amino acids)
Biological process (GO): transport
Cellular component (GO): membrane; Golgi apparatus
Source: RefSeq, a predicted model, not a curated record